Xiphias gladius (swordfish) is the source of this 3021-nucleotide messenger RNA. Its product is annotated as RNA polymerase II elongation factor ELL-like. The transcript is spliced from 12 exons. Gene Ontology annotation, molecular function: cis-regulatory region sequence-specific DNA binding. The record is from RefSeq and is a predicted model, not a curated record. Bases 176 to 2041 code for a protein of 621 amino acids. Gene Ontology annotation, cellular component: transcription elongation factor complex. Lineage: Eukaryota; Metazoa; Chordata; Actinopteri; Istiophoriformes; Xiphiidae. Gene Ontology annotation, biological process: positive regulation of transcription elongation by RNA polymerase II; transcription elongation by RNA polymerase II; snRNA transcription by RNA polymerase II.
CAGAAUAGCGCGCGGCGGCGGCGGAGGAGCAGCAGCAGCAGCAGCAGCAGAAGCAGAAGCCGCCGCACGGAGCCGUUGAGCCCUUUCCCCGGGAUCACCUCGCCGCCGCCUGUUUGUUUAUGUCGGAUUCCGUUUGGUACGAAGUAAGCCUGGAAGCCGGGGGAUUUGCGGCGGGAUGUCGGCGCUGAGGGAGAACCAGUGCUACGGACUGUCCAGCGGUAAACUGAGCCGCGGCGGCAACAGCUCCGUUUUUCAUGUCAAACUCACUGACAGCGCGGCAAGAGCCAUUGGCACCUUUCAAAACGGCAAGGGCUGGUCCUCUCAUCCCACUAUCUGCUUUAAUGGAAACCAAGGGAGAAUCAGUAUUCCUUGCUCUGAGAAUAGAGAUGAAGUUAGGAUAUUCACUUUUGGUGUGACGAACGUCGCCCGUGACAAUCCACAUGGAAGCUUUGACUGCGUCAAACAGCUCAGCACUGGUGCUGCCGAGGAGCUGUCAUGUCUCGGGGUGAUUCAGAAGAAGAUGACAGUCAACGCUACGGAUGACUCGUACGAUAAGGCUCGUCAGAGCAUGGCCCAAGCUGAGGAGGAGACACGCAGCCGAGGGGCCAUUGUCAUCAAACAUGGGGGGCGCUACCAGGGCAAGAAGGUAACGGUGCGAGCCCCGGCCCCUGCACUGGCCAGCCUGACCAAGCCCAAACACUCAUCCCAAUCCUUCCUCAGCAAAAUUAAGAGGGGAGAUGGAAUGUCCAAGUUGAAGAAAGGUGCUUGUGCAUCAAACAGCGUGGGUGAUGUGCAGGAGAGGCCGCUCACGGAGAGAUUAACACACCUGCUGGCUCUGAGGCCGUACAAGAGGCCUGAGUUGAUCCUGAGGCUGCAGAAAGAUGGACUGUCAGCGGGAGACAAAGAUAUGCUGGACUCUGUACUGAUGGAGGUUGGCCAGCUCAAUAGUAGAGACAACACAUUUGUUCUGAAGGACAGUCUGUACAAGGAGCUGCAGAAGGACUGGCCAGGCUAUACCUCAGGAGACCAGCAGCUUCUAAAAAGAAUCCUUGUCAGGAGACUGUUUCAGCCACAACAGAACCUCCUGACUGUCCCAGAGGCCCAGGUCAGCCCGCUGCGAGACACCCCCAACUCCUCCCCAGCACACCGUCCAAAACAUUCCCUGCCAGAGGAGUACACUGCCAAUAAGAAGCCCAGGAUAUCCCACUUGUCUAGCAAAACGGCAAGUGACAAGUCAAGAUUGAGGCCAUCUGAACAAGCGGCUCAAAAAGAUGUCACAGAAGCAAGAGCGUACGACGGGCAAAGGAACUCACUUGACCCUCGAAAGCUGUUUGACUCCCUGUCAGCAGUCUGUCAGCGCGAAGAAGUGGCUAAACGGCUCGAGCCAACUCCCUGUGCUCAUGAGGAGCCUGAAAGCCCAGAAGACCAUCCUCAGCCCGACUCUGAUCGCCGUCCGUCCCCUCUGACAGUGCCUGAGCUGAGUAGACACACAACGAAAAGGAAGAAGAGCAAACACAAACACAGAGACCAGGAGAAGGAUAGGCGGAGAGAUGGUAAAGCAAGGAGAAGUGAUCACAGUUCAGAGGAUCCAAAAGGCAAAGUCUUGCUGGGCUGCUCAGAGCCAAGUGAAAUUUUGUUCGACUCUAAUGUGCUUCAAGUGGACAAUGACACAGCAGAUUAUUUAUCGAUGUACACAGUGAUUUGCAGCCAUAACCAGAGGCAGAGUUACAAACAGGACUUUAACAAGGAGUACAACGAGUACAGAGAUUUACAUGCUCACAUCGAUGGCGUUACCCGGCAGUUCAUGGAGUUGGACACACAGCUCAAACAGCUUCACCAGGAAUCACAUAAAUACAAGACGGUUCAUAAUCAAAUUCUUCAAGAGUAUCGCCAAAUUAAAAAGUCCAACCCCAACUACAACCAGGACAAGAUUCGCUGUGAAUAUCUACACAACAAACUGUCCCACAUCAAGAAGCUCAUAUCAGCGUAUGACCAAAAGCAGCUCAUUUUGGACCAUUCCCAUCCCAACUCAAGAGCCUGACUCUGACACCAGUGAACUUAGAGAGUACAAUAAACACCCUGAGGCAAGGGAGGUUCACGCUGCUGAGCCCAGUGCCCUCGAGCUGGAUUGGAUGGUCACGGCUAUAUAUAGUAUCUUGAGAAUUGCUGAGGAUGCCAGUGAGGGUGGGAGUCAUUUGUGUAGACGUUGGGUGAGAGCAGUCCUCUAAUAUGAGUUCUUUUCUGAGAAGAUGAGAAAUCUUCAUCGAAAAAUGGUUUGACCGAUGAGCUGCUAUUACAGUGACAUGAUACUGGAGGACACGAGGAGUAACGAUAGUUUUACUAAAGGUCUCCAAGCUGAAACUGAGCUCUUACUCUUUAAAAUGAAAACAGUUACAUGUGGAGAGAAGGUGCUAAGCCUAAAAACAAACAUUACACAUUUUAGUUCUUUUGUGAAUGAAAUGUAAACAUCAAAUUGGGUAUUUGCUUAUGUGUUCUGUUAGCCAUGUCAGUGUUCACAUUUAUGCUGGAAGCCUGAGAUAACUGCACACUGUACAUACCUAGACAGCUCAUAUGAAAGGCGGGUGAAGGUUUCUUUUUCCCCUGUGUCAGAGAAAAGAUGGUAGGUGGGAUGCGGAUGUGCACAUCCUGAGAAGACAGUUGUCCUUAAGUAUUCUUUGAGUUUGAUGAUUUGAAAAUGUAUCAGUGUUGUUAUCAGUUCUCCUCAGGUCAGGCCUGAUCUGCUCAGUAAUGACUCCUGAAAAUAUUGUUGGUGCCUCUAAUGGUUACUAAUUCUGGUCUAGAUUCAUAGUAUUCCACUGGUGUUAUCACUGGCGGUUAUUUUCCUGGAACACAGAAGACUGUUGAACAUAAUGUGAACUUGAAGUUGUAUUCAGGGAAUUUACAGUGUGAGCUGCAGUAAAUAUUAUAAUUAAAACCAAUUUUAAUUUAGAGUAUGCAGAGUUAUGGCAUUAUUGCUACUUUAAGCCGAGAUAGUAAAGAAAUAAAAAAUGACAAGAUUUU